This is a messenger RNA of Gossypium arboreum, 1023 nucleotides long. Its product is annotated as vesicle transport v-SNARE 13-like. The transcript is spliced from 6 exons. Gene Ontology annotation, molecular function: SNARE binding; SNAP receptor activity. Bases 190 to 855 code for a protein of 221 amino acids. Gene Ontology annotation, cellular component: endoplasmic reticulum membrane; ER to Golgi transport vesicle membrane; Golgi apparatus. NCBI's taxonomy places the organism in Eukaryota, Viridiplantae, Streptophyta, Magnoliopsida, Malvales, Malvaceae. Gene Ontology annotation, biological process: intracellular protein transport; vesicle fusion; vesicle-mediated transport. The record is from RefSeq and is a predicted model, not a curated record.
GUGUUUAUCAUCGCCCCCUCACCACUUCCUCACACGAGAAAAACGAUAAACAAUAAUAAACCAAAAGAGAUGUCGUUUCGUCUCCUUUUACUUAAAAGGUAAGGGAAAUUGUCGAAAGCCACCGAGCCACGAUCCCCGCGAUCUCAGUUUAUUUUAAAGAAGAGUAUUUUAGAAAAAGGUAAUUAAAAGAUGAGUGAGGUUUUCGAAGGAUAUGAACGGCAGUAUUGCGAGCUAUCCGCGAAUCUUUCCAAGAAGUGUACGGCUUCUGGUGCUCUGAAUGGAGAGAAGAAGAAACAAAAACUUUCUGAAAUAAAAGCUGGACUAGAAGAUGCAGAAGCUCUGAUUCGGAAAAUGGACCUUGAGGCAAGAAGUUUGCAGCCAAAUGUUAAGGCUGUACUUCUUGCUAAAUUACGGGAAUAUAAGUCAGAUCUUAACAAUCUCAAAAGUGAAGUUAAAAGAAUUGCAUCUGGCAAUUUAAAUCCAGCUGCUCGAGAUGAGUUGUUGGAGUCUGGAAUGGCUGAUGCCCUCACGGCAUCAGCUGAUCAAAGAUCAAGAUUGAUGACAACUACGGAGCGGUUGAAUCAAAGCAGUGACAGAAUUAAGGACAGCAGAAGAACCAUGCUGGAAACUGAAGAGCUUGGUGUUUCAAUACUUCAAGAUUUGCAUUCUCAACGACAGUCUCUCUUACAUGCCAAUAACACGCUUCAUGGAGUGGAUGACAACAUCGGCAAGAGCAAGAGAAUUUUGACAAAUAUGUCGAGGAGGAUGAGCCGGAACAAGUGGAUCGUAGGUAUCAUUAUAUCACUCCUCAUCAUUGCUAUCAUCGUUAUUUUGUACUUCAAACUUGCUAAAUAAUCCCUAUUUGUUUUUAUCUUCAACUCUUGGUUUUUGGGUUUUCUUUGGAGAAGUUUUUUUUUUGUAUUUUGUUUCCCAUUUUCAGUGCCAAUUUGAAAUGUGUGCUUCAUAAACCCAAAGACACUGUAUUAUUCAUCGUUUCAAUUCUAUUUGAUGACUUUUAUGGUA